Styela clava is the source of this 1420-nucleotide messenger RNA. RefSeq names its product large ribosomal subunit protein uL15m-like. Lineage: Eukaryota; Metazoa; Chordata; Ascidiacea; Stolidobranchia; Styelidae. Gene Ontology annotation, cellular component: mitochondrial large ribosomal subunit. The record is from RefSeq and is a predicted model, not a curated record. Gene Ontology annotation, molecular function: structural constituent of ribosome. Gene Ontology annotation, biological process: translation.
CAGCUAAAAAUCCUCCAUUAUAAUUUUUCAGUUUCAGAAUGUAUGAUAAGAUAUCGAAAAUUUUGCGAUCAUCGCCAAGGGUAAAUUUAAAGAAUGUGACACCAAAUCCUUAUUCUGAGAAGCGAAGCCCAAAUAAAAGAGGGCAGCAUGCAAGAAAUCGUAACAAACAUAGACCUAUUAUGAAAUAUCCACUCGGCUAUGAGAAAGGCAAACUCCCUUUUCAUCUUCGAAUACCUACAUAUGGUUACAAUAAAGAUGCCAAUCUCAAAAGGGAUUAUCAGCCCUUGACGUUAUGGACAUUACAAAGGAUGAUUGAUCUGGGCAGAAUUGAUCCAUCAGAGCCAAUUGACAUUACAACAUUAGUAAAUUCUCGUGCUCUGAAAAUGGAUUUAAACGAAACUUUGCAUGGAGUAUUUCUUGUCGAACAAGGGGCUGAUAUAUUUGAAGCGAAAGUUAAUAUCGAAGUUCAAAUUGCAAAUGAAAUCUCGAUUUCUGCUGUAGAACGUGUCGGUGGCACAAUAACAACAGGUUUUUAUGAUCCGAAAAGUGUUUCGGCACUUUGCAGGCCAGUAGAAUAUUUUCUACAGGGUAAUCCUAUUCAUAAAAGACUUUUGCCGCCUCGAGAGUUGGUGACUUACUAUUGUGACCCCAAUAUGAGAGGAUAUUUGAGCGACCCAGCAAAACUCCAGGAAGCAAGAAUUGAACUUGCUAACAAAUUUGGAUAUCAACUUCCUGAUAUUACUAAAGACGAAAAUUAUAAAAUGUUAAUGAUGAGAAAGGAUCCAAGACAAGUUUUCUUUGGACUUUCUCCUGGAUGGAUUGUCAAUCUUGCAGACAAAGUUGUUAUUAAACCUACAGGGGAAUUUAUAGAUGAAUAUUUCAGCAAUUGAAUUAUAUUUAUGAGAUGGCUCAACUACAGCCUCUAGCCAGUUCCCGAUACAUGAACAUGGCUGGUGAAGCAAGGCAUUCACAGUUCAUCAAGCCCACCGCCAAUUUGCUAUAUAUGUGGUGACUCAUUAUAGUCACAAAAGUUUAUUAUAAGGGCAUGAACAAUAUUUUGCUAAAUUGCCUACAUGUUUCCCAGUUUAAUUUUUGUAUUUGAUAUUACAUUAUUGAUAAAGCUACAAUAUUUUACUCUUCUGAACUAACGACAUAAAAUUUUUGGUAUUAUAUUGAUCAGAUAAAAUCAAUAAAAUUUAGAUAGGUAUUGAAUUUGAACUGACAUCAUAAUUCAUAGCCAUACAAGUUUACUAGGAACUGAUAGUCUUGUUUAUUGCUUCAGCGUACUGGAUAUUACAUGAAGAUUGAAUCAAAAAUUUUUUGUUUUGUACCUAAAAGAUAGUUGUGUAAUUAGGUUCACAAUACAUUUUUAAAAUUUUCAUCCUUAAUUUAUGAAAUAUGUUUAUUUCUGUUUUCUAGA